Messenger RNA from Etheostoma cragini (Arkansas darter), 3460 nucleotides. RefSeq names its product zinc finger and BTB domain containing 22b (gene zbtb22b). Lineage: Eukaryota; Metazoa; Chordata; Actinopteri; Perciformes; Percidae. The transcript is spliced from 5 exons. The record is from RefSeq and is a predicted model, not a curated record. Gene Ontology annotation, biological process: regulation of transcription by RNA polymerase II. The coding region runs from base 241 to 2631 and encodes 796 amino acids. Gene Ontology annotation, molecular function: protein binding; RNA polymerase II cis-regulatory region sequence-specific DNA binding; DNA-binding transcription factor activity, RNA polymerase II-specific.
UUUUUAAGAGUUUAUUUCAUUGUGUUUUAUUUAUUUAUGUCGGCCAAAGUCUGGCUCGUGUGUCUGGAAUCCUUUUAAAGGCGACGCGUCGCUGUCUGCCGCUGCAGAGCACAUCAGAUGGGGAGAACAUUUUCCUAAAGAUGGUCCCCAGACUUAAGGACCUGCACAAACUGGCAGGACCCACUGCCGCCAGCUCGGACCGAGACUGUUCUUCUGAAGGCUGCAGUGUCAACUAAAGCGAUGCAGUCCCUGCCCAUGGAAGUGGGAAGCAGCAGUAGCUCUGCUCCCAGCGACACAUCUGGCCCGGCGGUGCAGGUGUGCUUCCCCGGCGCUCAGGCCUCGGUGCUGGACAGCCUCAACCGGCAGAGGGAAGAUGGCCGGCUAUGCGAUCUCUCCAUCCACGUCCAGGGACAAGUGUUCAAGGCCCACCGCUGCGUCCUCGCCGCCUCCUCACCCUACUUCCAUGACCAGGUACUACUGAAGAACAUGUCCACAGUCUCCAUCCCGGCGGUAAUGGACCCGCUGGCCUUCGAGAGCGUGCUGAGCUGCGCCUACACCGGCCAGCUCCGGAUGCUGCGCGAGGACAUCGUCAACUACCUCACGGUGGGCAGCGUCCUGCAGAUGUGGCACAUCGUGGACAAAUGCACCGAGCUGCUGAGGGAGGGCCGGGCUGCAGCGGGAGGAGGGAGCAGUGGAGGAGGCGGUGGUGGUGGCGGCGGCGGCGACAGCGUCCAAGAUGGUGCCAGUGUUGGAAGAAGUGGAGGCUCAGCUAACCUCGGAUGCAGCAGCAGCAAUGUUGACGGUGCGGCAGGCGGUGUUAACGGAGCUGGAAGUGAUGGUGAUGGGGGUGUCGGAGGUGGUCAAUCCCAGGUGGUGGGGUCCGACGAGCCCCAGUGCGCCCCCCAACCCCCCAGCCGCCCCUCGGUGAGCGAGAGCCAGUCUCCCAGCAGCACCAACUACUUCAGCCCCAGGGACGGGAGCGGCUUUGGAGGAAGCGGUGCGGCCGCGGCGGGGGCUUCAGUAGACGGGGGCGGGGCUAGCAACACCCCCAGCUACUGCACCCCAUCAGGAGGGGAGGAAGCCUUCCUCAUUGAGGAAGAGGAGGAGGAAGUAGAGGAGGAAGAGGAGGAGGUGCUGUACCACCAGAGGAAGAGAGGAAGAGGAGGAGGGAGCGGGAGGAGGAAGAAAAUGAGCUCAGUGUCAGAGCAGGAAGUCGGGGUCAGCGACAGCUUUGGCGUGUCUUCCUAUCAGGACGGGGAGGACUCAGCGUUGCCGCUGCUGAAGCGUCCCACCUACAGCCAGCCCAGCAUCAUGCCGCGUAAACAGUGGGUGGUGGUGAAAACCGAACGCAUGGAGGACGACGACCUCAUCGUCGUGUCCGGGGACGAGGGAGGAGAAGACGAGGAGGACGAGGAUGAGAGGGAGAUGGAGCUGGCCAGAGAGAGGGAGAGAAGCGACUUCAACAUCUCCAACGUUAGGAGCCUCUCAGGCGAUCUGGGGGGCAGAGCUGAGAGCGACAUGGACUCACAGGUGGACUACUGCCAUUCUUCAGAAGACUACCUCAAGUUUGAAGGCAGUCUAAUGGACCAGACUUUAGCCCAGCACCUUCAUGACAGUGCAGCAGGUCAGAGCCAGAGUGCUAACCGGGCUGUUUCAGCGCUGCUGGGCCAGGUCCAGUCUGCAGCCUCUGCCCGGGCCCAGCUCUUCCCCCUGGACAUGCAGGGGAACCAGAUCCUCCUCUACAGCCAGGCAUCCGGACUCUCUCUAGACAACAACUCCCCUUCCCUGGGGAUGGCAGGCGCCAUGAUGGGAGGGGCCUCUUUCAAAGGUCCCAGUCUGGAGCACGGUGCGGUCCACCUGUCGGUCCAGGGCGGCAUGGGAGCUGACGGCAUGGACGGUGGGGGGGUUGGAGGUGGGAGUGGGGGCGGCAACGGCAUUGGGGGUUCUGGGAAAGUGUUCAUGUGCCACUGUGGGAAGACCUUUACCCACAAGAGCAUGAGGGACCGCCACAUUAACAUGCAUCUAGACCUGAGGCCUUUCCACUGCCCCGUCUGCGCCAAGAAGUUCAAGAUGAAGCAUCACCUCACAGAGCACAUGAAGACGCACACGGGCCUCAAGCCGUACGACUGCCUAGGCUGCGGCAAGAAGUUCAUGUGGCGCGACAGCUUCAUGAGGCACCGCUCGCACUGUGAGAGGCGCAGCGGGCUGGGAGAGAGCGGAGAAGGCGGGAGCAGCGGCGAGGGAGGGAGAAGAGGAGGAGGUGAGGAUGGGCCUGAUUUGAUCUCCUCGCCUCACCUCCUCCUGUCUGCAGGUGAGGGAGGACAGGGCAGUAUUAUGGGCGGAGGAGCGAGAGGAGGAGUGUCAGUUUCUUCUCCACACCUUUCCGGCGCCGUUAUGUCGCCGCAACACGCCGGCGUCUCAGCCACGGGAAGUAGCAGCAGCAGUAACAGUGUGAUUAACAGCAGCAGCGUUGCUAUGAGCAACAGCAUGGCUGCCGCAGGGGCGCUUCUAGGGGUCGUCUCCCAGAGUCCCGGUCAGGGAUCUGGGAUGUUUUCUGGUCUAGGUUUAGGUCGAAGUGUGUGUGAGGAAGACGUGUGUGAAGUCAAUGCCAAUGAUAGUAGCGUGACUUAAACCAGACGUGUGUGUUAUGUCCAACGGGUGCCUCUGUCUCAGCAAACAGUCGUGUUUCUCGUGCUGCUGUUUUUACAAUAAAUUAAACUUGGAAGAAGCUCUUCUGAAACACUUGUAACUGCCAACACUCAGAAUUUCAAGCAGGAAGUGCGUACUUUGUCAAGAGUGGGGGGGGGGAAGGCAAAGCUCCCGUUGGAUACGCACGCUGAAGAAGUGUUCAAUAGAAAAAAGGGUUCUUAAAGUCGUGAGGUCAUGCUGAUGCCAUCUCCAAUUAUCCAUAAAUGUUUUGGAAACUUGCCUCCGAAAAGUGGCCUCAUUGAAAAACAUUGACCUUUGGUCUCAGUGAGUAAGCUAUCGUUUUACAGUAUCCGAGAUGUUAUAGUUGAGGUUCUAGUUUUUGGUUUUGUGGGAGACUUAUAUGCGUGUUGAGAGGAAACCCAAAACCAAGAGACAGCGCUUCACCAACUGUUGCUUUCUGUGACAACAUUAUAGUAUCAGUGGAGUAAAAAAAAAAAUGGCUGUUCUAAAUUGCUGUGAUUUUCUGCAGUAUUGAAUUGUAAUGUAUCACUGUCAUGUGAUUAUAAAAACACAAAUCUGCAAGAGAAAAUGUACUCAACACAUAAUUCAUAGUCCAAUUUAAGAUGAAUCUGAAGUUGCAGAUUUGCGUUUCUCUUUCUUCCUUACAGAGGCCAGCUGUAGUGAAACUUUUCCUCAGUGUCCCGCAUAACAGACGCACUUUCAGCACUGCCAUGUUGGUUUUAGACGGUACUACGGUGCCUGAAGCCCGAGCUGGAUUAUUACAGUAAAGGCACAAUCAUUUAUCCUCAUC